AUGGGUAUUCCAAAAUUUUUCAGGUACAUCUCCGAGAGAUGGCCUAUGAUUCUGCAACUUAUCGAGGGAAACCAGAUACCCGAGUUUGAUAAUCUUUAUCUGGAUAUGAAUUCGAUUCUGCAUAGUUGUACACACGGGAACGAUGAUGACGUGACAAAGAGGAUGACCGAAGAGGAGGUGUUUGCCAAGAUAUUCGCGUACAUUGACCAUUUGUUCCAUACGAUAAAGCCAAAGAAAGUGUUUUACAUGGCUAUCGAUGGUGUUGCCCCUCGGGCAAAGAUGAACCAACAAAGAGCACGUAGAUUUAGGAGUGCAAUGGAUGCUGAAAAGGCUUUGGAGAAGGCGAUCAUGAGGGGGGAGGAGAUUCCAAAAGGAGAAGCUUUCGAUUCCAAUGCUAUCACGCCCGGGACAGAAUUUAUGGCCAAACUCACUAAGAAUUUACAGUAUUUUAUUCAUGAUAAGAUAACGAAUGACUCGAAAUGGCGAGAGAUAGAUAUUAUCUUCUCGGGGCAUGAAGUGCCCGGUGAAGGUGAGCACAAGAUUAUGGACUUUAUCAGAAAUCUCAGGGCGCAGAAAGAGUUUGAUUCCAACACGAGGCACUGUAUAUAUGGUUUGGAUGCGGAUCUUAUCAUGUUGGGCAUGUCCGUUCAUGAUCCGCAUUUUGCAUUAUUGAGAGAGGAGGUUGUUUUCGGCAGGAGGGGUAGCGUGGCCAAAAGUUUGGAAAGUCAGAACUUUUAUCUAUUGCACAUCUCGCUGUUGAGAGAGUACAUGCAGUUGGAAUUUCAAGAGAUUGCCGAUGAAUUACAGUUUGAGUAUGAUUUCGAGCGUAUCUUGGACGACUUUAUUUUAGUCAUGUUUGUCAUUGGUAAUGACUUCUUACCUAAUUUGGCUGAUUUGCAUUUGAACAAAGGUGCGUUCCCUGUUCUACUACAGACCUUUAAGGAGGCACUUCUUCAUUUAGAUGGCUACAUGAAUGAGCACGGUGAGAUUAAUUUGAAGAGGCUGGGUGUUUGGUUGGAAUACCUAUCCCAGUUCGAACUAACAAAUUUUGAGCAAUCUGACAUUGACGUCGAUUGGUUCAAUCAACAGUUGGAAAAUAUUUCGUUGGAGGGCGAGAAGCAAAGAGCAAGAACAGGUAAAAAACUAUUAUUGAAGCAACAGAAAAAGAUUGUAGGUAUCGUAAAACCUUGGGUAAUUGACGUGAUGUCAAAAAGAUAUCCCGCAGACCUGCCGGAGGACGAUGUCCCAACUUUGAAGCUAGAUGAUGAUCGUAUAGAAGAGAACUUGGAAUUUUUAAAGGAGUUGGCUUUCCAAUUAGGGCUCUUCGUUACUCAUUCCAAGUCACAAGAUGUUUAUUCUUUGAAGAUGGAUAUUGAUGCCAUUAAUCCUGACGAAACCGAUGUGCAAUUUGAGGAGCGCCAAAAGUCGGUGAGAAAAACCAUAAAGAGAUACCAACAGGCCAUUCUGGUUGAAGACCAAGAGGAACUGGAUAACGAAAAAGAAAUUUACAAUGAGAGAUUUAUCCAAUGGAAGGAUAAAUAUUACAAAACUAAGCUUGGUUUCAGUUACGAUGAUGCUGAGAAGCUGACCGACCUAUGUCAGAACUACGUGGAGGGGCUGCAGUGGGUGCUUUAUUACUACUAUAGAGGUUGUCCAUCGUGGGGCUGGUACUUCCACUAUCACUAUGCUCCACGUAUUUCCGACUUGGCCAAGGGGCUCAACCAGAUCAUCAAAUUUAAUAAAGGCAAACCGUUUACUCCAUUUCAACAGCUCAUGGCUGUCUUACCUGAAAGGUCAAAAAACCUAAUUCCAACACCUUUCAGACCACUAAUGUUUGAUGAAAAAUCACCCAUUCGUGAUUUCUAUCCUCGAGAAGUAGAAUUAGACAAGAAUGGAAAAACUGCAGAUUGGGAAGCUGUUGUUCUGCUUUCCUUUGUCGAUGAGCAGAGAUUAAUAGAUGCUAUGGCGCCAUACUUGGGUAAGCUCUCACCAGAGGAGAAGAUCAGAAAUGGGUGCGGUAAAGAUCUAAUAUACACAUUCAAUCCACAGGUGGAUGUACUAUACAAAAGCCCUCUGAGCGGGAUGUUUUCGGAUAUUGAGCACGAUCAUUGCGUAGAGCGUGAAUUCACCCCACCGAAUAUUGACGAGUCUCAAUUUCGCUACGGGUUGCUAGAAGGGGCAAAGGUUGGUUCAAAUCUCUUGGCCGGUUUCCCUAGUUUGGAGACGAUUCCUUUUAGUGCUGAAUUGGCGUACAAUGAAACGAGAGUGUUCCAACAGCCAUCAAAGCAGCAGUCUAUGGUACUUCGUAUCGAGAACGUUUUUGAACAAAAUAGUUUGACUUUGGACGAAUUGAGCAAGAGGUUUAUGAACAAAGUCGUUUACACCAGGUGGCCUUUUCUAAGAGAAUCUAAAUUGGUUAGCAUAAUUGAUGACCACAAUGUCUAUGAAUCGUUAAAACCUGGUAAAACACUUCGUAGGCCAGUCGAGGCCUCCGAAAUUAAGCUGUUCAAAUCUUUGACAGCCUCUAUGAUCAAAAACUACUCUCAAGAGAAAGCUGUCUCUCUCGGUAAAGUGAGUGCCAUCGUGAAGGUUUUGCCUGUAACCGAUUUGGUUAGAACAUCAAAAGGUUCCUAUGUCAAGACUUUUUCUUCAGAGGCCGAAUAUUAUCCUCUGCAGCUCAUGGUAGAAUCGGUAGCUAACCAGGAUGAACGGUUUGUUGAAAGGGAACCUGUUCCAAUUGAAAAAGAAUUUCCUCAGGGUUCUCAUGUUAUAUUUUUGGGCGAUUACGCGUAUGGUGGCGAGACUAUCAUUGACGGAUAUAAUAGCGGUACCAGGCUCAAGCUGACGGUGAAGAAGAGGGUCUCUCAAGCGGAGCCUACAAUAGGCAAGGAAAGAGCAAGAAUUGACAGCUCUUUAGUGAAGUAUUUCCCUUCAUUUAUUGUUGCAAAGAAACUGCAGUUACAUCCAUUAUUUUUGUCCAAGAUAACGUCAAAAUUUUUGAUUGCUAAUGUUGCAGGAAAGCAUGUAAAUGUUGGUAUCCCAAUCAAGUUUGAAGCCCGCCACGAGAAAGUGCUUGGAUAUGCAAGGAGGAAUCCGAAAGGAUGGGAGUUCUCCACUUUGGCAAUUCAAUUGAUCGAGGAUUACAGAAGAACUUUCCCAGAUUUUUUUGAGCGCUUAUCCCAGACACAUAGCAACAUUCCCUCUAUUGGUCAAUUAUAUCCGGAGCUUCCCGAAGACAAAGUAAGCCAAAUUUUAGACAGCAUCGUUACGUGGUUGAAAACAGCGACCGAGAAAUUUGUGAAAGUUUCAUUAGAAAGCGAUUCUUUAACAAAAGUUUCGAUGCAAGCAAUCGAGGAACAUGUUUUAGCGUACUCGGCUCAUAUGGAGGCCAUCGAGAAGAAACAGUUAGCGAAAGUGCCAUGUGAUGCUAUACUAGACCCCAAGACCUCUUUUACUUUGCUUCGGGGACAAAAAUUCGACUUGGGUGAUCGUGUCGUUUAUGUUCAGGAUUCUGGUAAGGUACCAUUGUUUUCAAAAGGUACCGUGGUUGGUUAUACGACCCUAGGAUCUAGGCUGUCAGUUCAAGUUUUAUUUGACAACGAGCUUGUAGCCGCUAACAACUUUGGAGGUAGAUUGAGGACUAACCGUGGCUUAGGUCUCGAUGCCUCGUUUUUGCUGAACUUAACCAACAGGCAGUUCAUUUAUCAUUCAAAGGCUUCAAGACAGGCCACCGAGCAGAAAAAGAACGUCAAGACGUCUGCUACUGCACAGAGAGCUAAGACCGUUACCGUCAAGCCUAAUCAGGCUCGCGAACUAUUGACCCAUAUAAAAAAGUCCGAUAAAGCGGGCUUAUCAACGAAGACGGAUAAUCGCUUGGAUAGCCAGCGUCCUGCAACUGCUGCUGGAGAGCGCCCGGUACCCCGAGAGGCCAGUUAUGCACCAGGCAUUAACGCCGUGUCGGCAAACGCAUUGUACAACGUUGUUUUGAAUCAAUACUCUGGAAAUUUUUAUCCUCCCAAUAUGGCUUUCCCACCCCCUCCAGCAGACAGCCAAGGCAUGCCAUAUCACAUGCCGCCGGGAUACGCUCAGCCUUUCGUUCCUAUGCAACCGCCUUAUCCAACUGAAAUGCGCCCACCAGUGAAUGGCGGGCACGUUCCAGUUCCCCAUGGUAUGUCGAGCAACCAUGGGACAGGCGUAAAAACCAGUCGGAGGUCGCAAAACGGAACAAAGAUUCAUAUGAAAGGCCGUGAUGAUCAUAGGGGAGUAAAUUCUAAGAGUAAUGAGGAGCAGGGCUUAAAGUCGGAGCGCAAAGGUGUGGAAGCCCAGUCAUGA
This is a messenger RNA of Torulaspora globosa, 4332 nucleotides long. It is a transcript of the gene XRN1, whose product is annotated as chromatin-binding exonuclease XRN1. Gene Ontology annotation, cellular component: nucleus. The record is from RefSeq and is a predicted model, not a curated record. The transcript has a single exon. Bases 1 to 4332 code for a protein of 1443 amino acids. Gene Ontology annotation, biological process: rRNA catabolic process; nuclear-transcribed mRNA catabolic process. NCBI's taxonomy places the organism in Eukaryota, Fungi, Ascomycota, Saccharomycetes, Saccharomycetales, Saccharomycetaceae. Gene Ontology annotation, molecular function: 5'-3' RNA exonuclease activity; RNA binding.